CAAGGCUCUCCACGUCCGCUGUCACUCUCCUUGGUCUCUGCUUUCUUAAUGGUGGAAGCAGCUCUCGAACUCUGCUUUUCCUUCUCCCCGCUGGGCUCCAUUGGGAAUCGCCUCGUUUCCUUUUUCCCCUUCGCUGAGAGAGAGAUGAGGGAGGAGUGAUCUCCGCUUUGUAAUCGGAGAGCUCUUCGAUCGCCAUUGUCGUCUCGAAGAAGGCCUUUCUUAGAGAGGAUUGGCCUGCAUUACCAUCGCUUCUCGAACUAAUUCGGAAGAGGAAUUCAUUUAGAGCAAGAUGAUGCAUGCUAAGUCCGAUUCCGAUGUAACCAGCUUAGCCCCCUCAUCCCCACCUCGGUCGCCGAAGAGGCCGGUGUAUUACGUGCAGAGCCCAUCCCGGGACUCCCACGAUGGCGACAAGUCAUCGUCGAUGCAGGCCACCCCUGUUUACAACAGCCCUAUGGAGUCCCCCACUCAUCCUUCCUUUGGGCGCCACUCGAGGACCUCCUCAGCUAGCCGGUUCUCGGGGACUUUCUGGUCGUCGUCAGGUCGGAAGGGAAAUCGGAAGCGGGUGAAUGAUAAGGGGUGGCCCGAGUGCAAUGUGAUUCAAGAAGAGGGUUCAUAUGAUGAUCUUGAUGAGGACAAGGGGCUCUCACGCCGCUGCCAAAUCAUGCUUGCACUUCUGAGUUUUGUUCUGCUGUUCACUGUCUUCUGUCUGAUCAUAUGGGGUGCAGCCCGGCCAUACAAAGCAGAGGCGGUCGUGAAGAGCCUGUCAAUGGAUGACUUUUAUGCUGGAGAGGGUUCAGACAGUACCGGUGUCCCUACCAAGAUGGUCACAGUGAACUGUUCAGUGAAGAUAAAUGUGUACAAUCCUGCUACAAUGUUCGGCAUUCAUGUCACUUCAGGCCCUAUCAAUCUCAUCUAUUCUGAGAUUACAAUUGCUACUGGCCAGUUGAAGAAGUACUACCAGCCUAGAAAAAGCCAUCGGACUGUCUCUGUGAUCUUGCAUGGAGACAAGGUUCCUCUAUAUGGGGCUGGGGCAGGCUUGGCUCUAUCAGGCAAAGGAGCUGCAGUCCCAUUAACUCUGGAGUUUGAGAUCAUAUCUCGGGGCUAUGUGGUGGGUAAGCUGGUGAAAGUAAAGCACCGAAAGCAUGUGUCAUGCCCUCUUGUUGUAGCUUCUCACAACACCAAACCGAUCAAAUUCAAGAAGAACUCAUGUACCUAUGUUUGAGUUGUAGCCUCGGUGGUAAGAAUAAUAGCAAGGAGCUGUUAAUUAGCUGUCCAUUAAAAUGAGAGGGAGAGAGGAAGGUGCAUUUCAUUCAUAUAUUUGGUAUUCCAGCGAUUAUAUUUGUUAAUCGAAGAGAUAAUGAUAUCUAUUUGAAGUUUGCUUCUUCUUUUUUUUGUUUCAAUGCUCCAUUCCAUGGCGGUAUCUGAUCAAUACAAUCACUCUGCCUUCU
Molecule: messenger RNA, 1448 nt
Organism: Phoenix dactylifera (date palm)
Lineage: Eukaryota; Viridiplantae; Streptophyta; Magnoliopsida; Arecales; Arecaceae
Source: RefSeq, a predicted model, not a curated record